AUGUCUCAUGGUCAGAAGAGGCAGUGUUUCCAGUUUCAGGGAGAAUCUCAGGCCCAAAGAGAAGAAAAGGGCCUGAUGGCUGAGUGGGGAGAGUCCACUGACAAUAACUCCUCCUCUUUCAGUAGCCCAACCCUUCCCAGGAAGAAGCCCGCUGGUGGAAUACCAAUUCACCAGAGUCCUCAGAGAGCUCCGUCUCCUCCCAAUGUCAUGGCUGCCAUUCCAAUAUCCCCAUCUGAUGAGGCCCCUGGCUACCAAAGAGAGGAGGAGCCCAUUCAAUUGCAGCAUGCACUAAUUGCAAAGGUGGGUGGUGUGGUGCAGUUCCUGCUCUUCAAGUACAGAAUGAAGGAGCUGACCAACAAGGCAGAGAUUGUAGAAAAUAUUAUCAAAGAUGAUGAGCCGCAUUACGAUAGGAUCUUUAAUGAGGCCACUGUGGGUUUGAAGAUAGUCUUUGGCCUUGAUGUGAUAGAAGUGGACCCUGUUGUCCAUACCUAUUCCAUUGCCAUAGCCCUGGGGAUCACCUAUGACGGCAUGCUUACUGAUGUCCAGGGCAUGCCUAAGACAGGCCUCCUAAUAAUUGCCCUAGGUGUCAUCUGCAUGCAUGGCGACCGUGUCCAUGAGGACGUGAUCUGGCGAGCACUCAAUAGGAUGGGAGUAACUUCUGUGGAAAAUCACUACGUAGCUGGGAAUGCCAAGGAGCUUUUCACUGAAAAUUUUGUGCAGGAGGGGUAUCUGCAAUACAGUCUGGUGCCUGACAGUGAUCCCCCUCACCACGAGUUCCUGUGGGGCCCAAGGGCCCAGGCUGAAGCCAGAAUUAUAGAUGUCUUAGAGUAUUUGGUUUGGGUCAACAGUAUGACCUAA
Meriones unguiculatus (Mongolian gerbil) is the source of this 858-nucleotide messenger RNA. Its product is annotated as melanoma-associated antigen 10-like. The transcript has a single exon. NCBI's taxonomy places the organism in Eukaryota, Metazoa, Chordata, Mammalia, Rodentia, Muridae. The coding region runs from base 1 to 858 and encodes 285 amino acids. Gene Ontology annotation, cellular component: nucleus. The record is from RefSeq and is a predicted model, not a curated record. Gene Ontology annotation, biological process: negative regulation of transcription by RNA polymerase II.